CUCCCCACCGCUCUUUCUCUCUCACGGCUGGCGAUCAGGUGUCUGUUGCUCUUUUUUUUUUUUUUUUUUUUUUUAAGUUGUUUCCCCGGGAAAAAAAAAAAAAAAUUGGGAAGAAGAAAAAGAAGGUGCCGAAAAGGAGGUGAUUGUAGAAGAGCCCUCCCUCCCCAGAACAGCAACGUGCUUUGAAUGAGGCUUCCCAGCCUCUUCCACUCCGUCUCACACUCUGUCACUCUGCCUCUGCCUUGUGCACACUGUUGGUAUGCGACCUCGGAGCCGACUGCUCCGCCACCUCUGCCUGGGGAGCCGCUGACAGCGAUUGAGCCAGCCCCCCUUCCAUUUUUUUUUUUUUUUUCUCUCCCCCCCCGCUUUUGCAAACACACACGCACACCCCCAAAGCACAUUUAAUGCUGAUCCACUCAGGCGCCAUUAUCGGGGGUACGUCUUCGUGGAGUGUUUUGGUGUUUUUUUUUGUUUUUUUUUUUUUUUUUUUUUUUUCCCCCGACACUGGAUGGUGCAGCAUUCCCGGGGCCUGUGGUGUUACGGCUCGAUUGCGCUUUAUUAUUUAUUUAUCUAUCUUCUCUCCUCUCCCCCCAUCACUCCCCUCCUCUCUGCCUUCUCGAUCCCCCCCCCCACCCCCCCCGCGCUUCUCUCCGGGUGCCGGUGCAGAGGACCGGGGAGCAGGAUCCCUCCUCUCUCCCUUCCACUGAAGUGGGACUGAGCCUUGCCCCCGUGUAGCAUGCUGUAGCCAAAAAAGAAGAAAGGAGGGGGGAGAUAAAAAAAAAAAAAAAAAAAAAAAAAAAAAAAAGAGAGAGAAAGCGGGAGAAGCAUCUCUCUUUCCCUCCCUCCCCCUCGUUUCCCGCGGAUUGACUUCAUGGCUUCACUGUACCAGCGGUUCAGCGGGAAGAUCAACACCUCCCGCUCCUUCCCCGUCCCCCCCGAGGCGAGUCGCCUCCUGGGCGCCCCGAGCAGCGAGGAGGACGGUGCUGCCGGCAAACCCGCGCCUCCAGCGCACCAGGAAAGCAGCCGGCCCCGCUUCCAGUACCAGCCGCGAAGUGACUGCGAGGAGGAGGAUGAGCUGGUGGGGAGUAACCCUCCUCAAAGAAACUGGAAAGGAAUUGCAAUUGCCUUACUUGUUAUUCUCGUUAUCUGCUCCCUGAUUGUCACCUCUGUUAUACUCCUGACACCAGUUGAAGAUAACAGCUUGUCUCAGAAGAAGAAGAUAACAGUGGAAGAUCUCUUCGGUGAUGAUUUCAAAAUUCAUGACCCAGAGGCUAAAUGGAUAACUGAUAAUGAAUUCAUUUAUAGAAACCAGAAUGGCACAGUGAUUCUGAGGAAUGUCGAAACUAACAAUUCAACAGUAUUAAUAGAAAACAAAAAAAUUGUCUCCUUAAAAGCUAUUCGAUAUGAAGUAUCACCUGACCGGGAAUAUGCACUUUUUGCCUUUAAUGUUGAACCAGUAUAUCAGCACUCAUAUACGGCAUAUUAUGUCCUCAGCAAAAUACCUCAUGGGGAUCCCCAGAAUUUGUAUCCCCCUGAGGUCAGCAAUGCAAAGCUUCAGUAUGCUGGUUGGGGUCCAAAAGGGCAACAGCUGAUAUUUAUCUUUGAGAAUAACAUCUAUUACUGUGCUCAUGUGGGGAAACAAGCCAUCCGAGUGGUCUCCACAGGAAAGGAAGGUGUUAUUUUCAAUGGGCUCAGCGACUGGCUGUAUGAAGAAGAGAUCUUGAAGACUCAUAUUGCUCACUGGUGGUCUCCUGAUGGCACCAGGUUAGCAUAUGCAACAAUUAAUGCCUCCAGAGUUCCUACCAUGGAGAUACCGGUAUACACUGGCAGCCUUUACCCUACUGUUAAAACAUAUCAUUAUCCAAAGGCUGGAAUGGAAAACCCAACUAUAUCUCUGCAUGUGAUUGGUCUUAACGGACCCACCCAUGACCUGGAAAUGACUCCUCCAGACGAUCAGAGAAUGAGGGACUACUACAUAACCAUGGUGAAAUGGGCAACCAGCACCAAGGUGGCCGUGAACUGGCUGAACAGGGCCCAGAACGUGUCUAUCCUGACGCUCUGCGAUGCCACCACAGGAGUCUGCACAAAGAAACAUGAAGAUGAAAGUGAAGGCUGGCUGCACAGACAGAAUGAAGAACCGAUUUUUUCCAAGGACGGUCGGAAGUUUUUCUUUGUCCGAGCCAUUCCCCAGGGAGGACGUGGGAAGUUCUACCACAUCGCUAUGUCGUCAUCACAGCCCAACAGUAGCAGCGACAAUUUACAGUCUAUUACAUCUGGUGAUUGGGAUGUGACAAAGAUAUUGGCAUAUGAUGAAAAGAGGCAUAAAAUUUAUUUCCACAGCACAGAAGAUUUGCCAAGAAGGCGACAUUUAUACAGCGCAAGCACAAAUGGAAACUUCAACAGACGGUGUCUGUCUUGUGAUCUGAUUGAAAACUGUACUUAUUUCAGUGCAUCCUUCAGUCACAAUCUGGAAUACUUCCUACUGACAUGUGAAGGUCCCCGAGUCCCGAUGGUGACUGUUCACAACACAACCGAUGCACAGAAAAUCUUUGAGCUGGAGGUAAAUGAAAAUGUGCAGCUGACUGUAAAUGACAGGCAAAUGCCUAAGGUAGAAUACAUGGAAAUCAAGAUAGACGAUUAUAAACUGCCAAUGCAGAUCUUAAAGCCAGCAACUUUUUCGGACACUGCGCACUACCCCUUGCUUUUGGUUGUAGACGGGACGCCUGGCAGCCAGAUUGUAACGGAGAGAUUUGAGGUGACGUGGGAAAGCGUCAUGGUCAGCUCUCACAACGCCAUCGUGCUGAAGUUCGACGGCCGCGGGAGUGGCUUCCAAGGCACUAAGCUAUUGCACGAGGUUAAGAGAAGGCUGGGCCUUUUGGAAGAGAAGGAUCAGUUGGAAGCUGUCCGGACAAUGCUGAAGGAGCAUUACAUUGAUAAAAUGCGAGUCGGUGUAUUUGGGAAGGAUUAUGGUGGCUACCUGAGCACUUACAUGCUUCCAGCUGGUGAAGAGAACCAGGUGUUCGCCUGUGGAGCUGCUCUUUCCCCACUGACAGACUUCAAACUAUAUGCUUCUGCCUUUUCUGAAAGAUACUUGGGCUUGCAUGGGAUUGAUAACAGAGCAUACGAGAUCACCAAAUUAGCACACAGAGUCUCAUUACUGAAGGAACAGACAUUUUUGAUCAUUCAUGCUACUGCUGAUGAAAAAAUCCAUUUUCAGCAUACUGCGGACCUCAUCACACACCUAAUUAGGGCAAAGGCUAAUUACAGCUUGCAGAUUUACCCUGAUGAAAGCCAUUACUUUAGCAAUGCAGCAUUGGAGCAGCAUUUGUACAACUCCAUCGUCAACUUCUUUGUAGCGUGUUUCCAGGUUCAGGACAAACUCCCAGUAGCCCCACUGAAAGAGGAGGAGGACGACGAUUAACCCUAUUUGUCCGUGCUAAGCACAAGGCAGAUCUCUCUAACAAUAUGCAACUGGAUCAUUUUCCUGAAGAAAGAGAUGUUACGUUGUUAGCAUGUAUUUAAAGAAAACUGAAAGCAGUUCAUCUGCUUUACUUGACAGCAACUCCUUCCUAAAUGGAAGAACAUUAAGCAUGGUGAACUCAGCAGAAACUGCUGUCUGAAAUUAGUCCAUCACAACCAACAUCUUCUUUUUCUUUCUUGUUUUUUUUUCCCGCCCCCCCUUUAUUUUCUUUUGUUUUUGUUUGCCACAAAGUGACUUUUAGCAUGACAGUGCCAAGACAUUGAACUUGAAGGAACACCCCAAGAAACCACUCUGAGGACCAGAAGAUUUAAUGUCUCUUUGCAUUCAAGCAAUCAAGCAGUAGCAGUGAAAUCUGUCAUCCAUAUUUAGGUUACUAUAGUUAGCAUCACACUGUGUCAGAAAAAGAUCUAACCUAAUACAUGGAAAAGAUUAUAGCACAAUUAUUUUAAGAGAUACUGAUUCAUACAUAUUUGCCUGCUCUUUCCCAUGUUCAGAAGGUUUCUCAUUGCUACAGGACACACAAAUUCAAUUGUACAAAAUAUCACUAUAGUUACACCAAUCUUUACCUUCCUGUAGUUGUUUCUUAAUUUUGCAUAGCUUUUACUUCUGUUUUCAUUGGGUCUCAUGCUUACCUUAUUAGCUUCUCAACUUGUUCUGGAUGGGGAAAAAACACACUGAAUUAACCAACUCACUUUAGACCUUGGGAGUCUAAAGAGACCAUGAGGGUCGAGGUACCCAGACAUUAAAAAAAUCUAUUAGACUAAAGCAAAGGAAAUCUCACUCUCAUGUUCCCGGCACAGCCUUUGCCUGCAAGAUUGAGUAUUUUCUUUGUAAGCCUUGAAAAAUAUGCACAUAAAUAAGCUAAAUCAGCUUAACAUUGAGAUAUUUUUAUUGUACUUCAGAAAAAUAUGCGACAGUCACAAUUAUUUUUUUUUUCAUUUAGUGUUGGAACAAUUGGUUGGCAGCCUGUUGGAAAAAGGCUAGAUGAGGCUAUGGUAGCAGGAAUUUGUACCAGAUACUUCACAGAUCAUCUCAUAAAGCCAUUUAAACAGAACCAAUGUGCAGAGACUUAUUGCACAUGCUGUCUGUGGCUUAGUUUUAUUCCAGGUCAAUGAUUAGCGCAUUCCAAACAUGUUUAAUUAUCUCUUCUGCUCACACUGGUUUUGCCAAGCAUAAAAGAAAGAAAAAAAAAAAAUGGGAGCAUUUUUGCUUUAAAAUGUCUAACAUUUCAUUACAGCAGUGCAAAGCAACUUUUAAAACUUCUCGUGAAAACAUUCAACUCCCAGAAAGAAAUCUAACCUUCAUUCACUUCCACUUACCGCAUCAUAAGAAUUUUGACUAGUGUCGCUCCUUGUAAAAUAUUCUGACCAAAUGUACAGCCAGUAUUAAUACUGUAUAUUUCAUUUUGUUGUAUAUAAAGGAAUGUAAGUCAGUUAUUCGUCAGGUCCCCGAUCCAAUAUUAGUCUUGUGUUCGGCAUGCAUGCGAUAACAGUUCUUUGCUGAUCAGGACUCUUUAGAAGUACUCGCUUGGAAUUAUAACAAUUAAUGUAAUUUCUUUUCUUGUUUUGACAGCUUGGAUGUCAAUACCGGUUUCUACUUUUUACAUAGUACUGUGGGUAAACUCACAUCCUGACAGCAAUGACGAUGUUUCCAUUGUGUUCUUUAGUGUGUCCUUUUUAUUAUCUUUAUUUUAAGCUUUGAAUGUUGGUUGUACUUUGACCAUCAUGAAAAAUAUAUUGAUAAACCACAGAGAUUACCUAGUUUGGUUUUGAUUACCUUCUUUAAUUUACAGUGCAUCGACUUUGUGUGAACAAGAACUACGGUAUAAAUCUGCUUUAUCCGGCAAAAUGCCAAAUAGACAAUGAGAAUGCUGCGUGUCCAGAUUUUGCUACAUCAAACAGGCUCAAAAGCCUGAAAUGAACUUGACCUGAGAAAUGUAAAAAUCUGCUCUGUCCACAAUCUUUUGUAGAAAGAACUUUAGGAUGUGGCAUGGUAGUGUUUGUUCAUUCAUGGAAUAAAACAUUAUUUUACCA
Messenger RNA from Tyto alba (common barn owl), 5514 nucleotides. RefSeq names its product dipeptidyl peptidase like 6 (gene DPP6). The transcript is spliced from 26 exons. Gene Ontology annotation, biological process: proteolysis. Gene Ontology annotation, molecular function: dipeptidyl-peptidase activity; serine-type peptidase activity. The record is from RefSeq and is a predicted model, not a curated record. The coding region runs from base 872 to 3421 and encodes 849 amino acids. NCBI's taxonomy places the organism in Eukaryota, Metazoa, Chordata, Aves, Strigiformes, Tytonidae.